CUCCAGCCCCGCCCCCUCCAUGCAACAGCCAAUAGGAGCGGGGGGGCGGGGCACGAGGCGCGGCCCCCACGUGCGCGGAGGGGCGCGGAGGGCGCAACGCAUGGAGGAGGCGGCGGGGGGGGCACCGAACCCGAACCCGAACCCGAACCCGAACCCGAACCUCAACGCGGGGAGGGCCCGAAUGGGGCAGCCCCCAGCGCAGAACCCCCCCCAAAAGGGCCGGGAGUUCUUCAGGGGACAGCGGAAGGAGUCCGAGGGCUCCGUGGAUUUCCCCACCGUGGAGUUCGAAUACGGGGACGCCGACAGCCGCGGUGCAGAGCUCGCAGAGCUGUACAGCUACACUGAGGAGCCCGAGCUCAGCACCAACCGGCGAUGCUUCGAGGAAGAGUUUUGCCCCCAAGCGCGGGGUCGGCAGUGGAUGGAGCUGGACACGGCGCAGCAGAGGGCCCACGUGCUGCGGCUGCUGGAGGGGCUGGAGGUGGUCAGCAGGGAGCGGCGGCUGCGGGCAGCGCGGGCCAUCCUCUACCUGGCACAAGGAGUGUUUGGAGACUGUGAGAGCGAAGGCGAUGUCCUGCACUGGUCACGGCACAACAGCUUCCUGCUGUACCAGCUGGGCACCUUCAGCGCCUUCCUGGAGCUGCUCAGUAUGGAGAUCGACAACAGCCAGGCGUGCAGCAGUGCACUGCGGAAGCCGGCCAUCUCUCUGGCUGACAGCACCGAGCUCAGGGUGCUGCUCAGCGUCAUGUACCUGCUGGUGGAGAACAUCCGUGUGGAGAUGGAAACGGAUCCCCCGGAGUGGAAAUCCUGCCGAGAGACCUUCAGGACCGAGCUGAGUUUCUCUGUGCGCUCCGAUGAGCCCUUUGCUCUCUUGCUCUUCACGAUGGUGACCAAGUUCUGCAGCGGCCACGCUCCGCACUUCCCUAUGAAGAAGGUCCUGCUCCUGCUCUGGAAGGUGCUCCUGUUCACGCUGGGAGGAUUUGAAGCCCUGCAGACAAUGAAGGUGAGGAGGAGGGAGGAGCUGGGGCUGCCUCCCCUGCCCGAGGACAGCAUCCAGGUGAUGCGCAGCAUGCGUGCUGCCUCACCGCCCACCUGCUCCAUUGAGCUGGCUGAGCAGCAGCAGAAGCGUGGCCAUCGCAGCCGGCGGCCUUUGAUGAAGCAAGACAGCCUGGAUAUUUACAACGAGAGAGACCCCUUCAAGAGCGAUGAAACAGGAGUUGACGAAGAGGAGAGUGAUGAAGUGGAUGGUGGGAUUGAGGGGGAGCUGGACCUGAUGGAGCGGGAUGCACUCCUCCCUACCAUACCAGCCCAGCGCCCACCUAUAGAACGGGUGUUGUUCCCCAAAGGGCUGCCCUGGGCCCCCAAAGUCAGGCAGAAGGACAUUGAGCACUUUCUGGAGGCGAGCAGGAACAAAUUCAUCGGCUUCACUCUGGGACAGGACACCGAGACCCUGAUAGGGCUGCCACGACCCAUUCAUGAGAGCGUGAAAACGCUGAAGCAGCACAAGUACGUUUCCAUCUCAGAUGUCCAGAUCAAGAAUGAGGAGGAGCUGGAGAAGUGCCCCAUGUCCCUGAUCGCUCUGCUGAAGAUCCUCCUUGCUGCAGCGCCCACCUCCAAGGCCAAAACUGACUCCAUCAACAUCCUGGCAGACGUCUUGCCUGAGGAGAUGCCCAUCACUGUCCUGCAGAGCAUGAAGUUGGGGAUUGAUGUGAACAGGCACAAGGAGAUUAUUGUGAAGAGCAUCUCGGCUCUACUGCUGCUGCUCCUCAAGCACUUCAAGCUGAACCACAUCUACCAGUUUGAGUAUGUGUCCCAGCAUUUGGUGUUUGCCAACUGCAUCCCGCUGAUCCUGAAGUUCUUCAACCAAAACAUCAUGUCCUAUAUCACUGCCAAAAACAGCAUCUCUGUCCUGGAUUACCCGCACUGUACAGUCCACGAGUUGCCUGAGCUCACUGCAGAAAGCCUAGAAGCCGGAGACAACAACCAGUUCUGCUGGAGAAACUUAUUCUCCUGUAUUAACCUGCUGAGGAUCCUGAACAAGCUGACCAAGUGGAAGCACUCGAGGACAAUGAUGCUGGUAGUCUUCAAGUCGGCCCCGAUACUAAAGCGAGCUCUGAAGGUGAAGCAGGCCAUGAUGCAGCUGUACGUCCUCAAACUCCUGAAAAUCCAGACCAAAUACCUGGGACGUCAGUGGAGAAAGAGCAACAUGAAGACCAUGUCAGCCAUCUACCAGAAGGUGCGACACCGCAUGAACGACGACUGGGCGUAUGGCAAUGAUAUCGAUGCGAGGCCAUGGGACUUCCAGGCUGAAGAAUGCACACUGAGAGCCAGCAUUGAAGCCUUCAACAGCCGGAGAUACGACAAACCUCAGGAUUCAGAGUUUGCACCGGUGGACAACUGCCUGCAGAGCGUGCUGGGGCAGCGGCUGGAUCUCCCCGAGGACUUCCACUACUCCUAUGAGCUGUGGCUGGAGAGGGAGGUAUUUUCCCAGCCCAUCCGCUGGGAAGAGCUGCUGCGCUACCAGUGAGAGCCACCACGUCACCCGUCCCAUCCCAACAGGGACUUCAGGUGCUACAGUGAGGAAAGGAAGACAAUUUUAAGUAAAGCUGGAAGAAAAUCACAUUUCUAAAGAGUCCAGGCCUCUCUGUAACCAUCCAGACACCUCAACACUCAUUUUCUUGGCAGUCUUCCCUUUGUUGUGACCUCUUGGAGGCCAUGAGGUACCAACAGACCUGCAUGGAGGCCAAGGACCAGGUUCCAGCAUCUCAUUGGUGCCAACAUCAGGAGUGACCUCACCUGGUUUUCACUGAAGAUUUAUGACUGUGUAUGAGAGAUCUGAGUCUGUGCUGUCCCUUAGCUUGUUAAGUCUGUUAUAAGAGUAUCUCAGCUUUGAUAAGUCUUCAUCUCACCCAGAUGCCUGAGCUGAUGCAUUUUCAUUUGCUCAGUUAUGAUGAUGUGCUUCAAACACCACACUGCUAUGAUGAAGUAAAACACACAAAAUAGGUGGCACCGUCUAUGACAGUCCCAAGUAGAGCUGUAUGACUUGGCCAUAGGGCAUGACAUUACCACUUGCCCCCAGGGCAGCAGCACUGCUGGGAUUGUAUGGCAGAUUUACAGAUUUCUUACACAAUUUUUGCAUUAGUCACUAGGUAUAGUGAUGCACUGCACUACCUUUAUCACUGCUUCACUUUCCUUCACUCCUCUGCUCACUGCUAUGAGAGUAAAACAAAUGACAAGCUUUGCAGGGCGUAGAGCUGCAGAGGAGGUUCACUGCCAUGUUUCUUUCCACCUGCAUUAAGUCCAGAAUUACUGGCCCAGAAGUUACCAACCCAAACUACAGGAUGUCUAAACAUGCCACAGAAAGGUUUUAUUUUUCUCAUCGAGCAAGAUGCUCCAUUACAAAGUCCAUACAGGAAAAUAAAAUGCAGCAGGCUGAUUGUUUUUGAAGGAUAAUUACUGCAACAUUAGGUUUCCAGAGAGCUUCAUUGCUCUUUACCCUUUGCAGCCCUAUAGGAGACAGCACGCGCCACGUCUUCUGGAAAAUAACCUGAUUUUUGCACAGGAUUUUGGUUCUCUAGGAGGAUGUUUGUGCUGAGUCUUAAAGUGGGAAGGAAGAGUGCUUUGGGUACCACUUUGCUGCCAAUGUAUGACAGUAACAGCAGAUGGUGCAGUCCAGAACGUUCAGACUCACACAAUGAGCUGUGAGUGUGGUGACAGUAUGAAAGAUUAUAAGAGAUGAAAGAUUACAUCUUUUUCUACAGAAUGCUGUCAGCCACUCACAGGGAAUCCUGGUCUAACUUUUCCUCCCUUCUGAAAUCAGUUCUUUUGUCAAAGAAAAAUGUGUCAAUAUAGUGCAGGCAAAACUGUAUUUCUCCCACACUGUACGGCUACCAACACACAGAGCAUGCAGGUGAUAAAACCACAGGUAUUUGUCAUGGCAGGAUUUGUGCUUAUUGCUGUGGAACUGAACUGAGAAUGUUUUCUUAAUGUGGUUUGCAAAAGGCACUUUUCAAAGAGCUGCCAUUAGUAAACCCGCUCACCUCUUUAGGAAUGCUUCUGUUCACAAUAAACCAGAGUGACUUUUCAAGUCCAAUCAUUCACGUGAA
Molecule: messenger RNA, 4103 nt
Organism: Coturnix japonica (Japanese quail)
Lineage: Eukaryota; Metazoa; Chordata; Aves; Galliformes; Phasianidae
Gene: STRIP2
Product: striatin interacting protein 2
Biological process (GO): cytoskeleton organization
Cellular component (GO): cytosol
Source: RefSeq, a predicted model, not a curated record